This is a messenger RNA of Polyodon spathula (Mississippi paddlefish), 5615 nucleotides long. Its product is annotated as ADAMTS-like protein 2. Gene Ontology annotation, cellular component: extracellular matrix. Lineage: Eukaryota; Metazoa; Chordata; Actinopteri; Acipenseriformes; Polyodontidae. The transcript has 19 exons. The record is from RefSeq and is a predicted model, not a curated record. Gene Ontology annotation, biological process: extracellular matrix organization. The coding region runs from base 301 to 3195 and encodes 964 amino acids.
ACUUCCUCCCUGUCUGUCUGGGAGCUCUACUUAGAGCCGGAGAGCUUGGCUGGAAAAGUCACAAGGGCUCUGUGCGACUCCAAGGAAUCAGCAGCCUGAGCCUUGGCACUGGGGCUGUGUUUUUAUAGGCGUUCCUGUGCCUUCUGCCACUUUCUUUCCUGCCUACUAUUUUGGGAGAAAGGGAUGCAGGAUUGCACCUUGCACUCUAACAGCUUGCUGGGCAAAAACAAAGAAGUCAGCUUCCAAAUAAGCCUCUUCCAAGUCUUGCUUUUCUUCUAAACCAACAGUCUGCUGUGUAGAAUGUGUGGCUGCCAGUGGACUCAAUUGAUGGGGGUCUGUCUGAUCCUGCUCUGCAGUCUCUCCUUCUCUCUCUCUCUGGGGAACUUCUCAGCACAUAGCGGACAGGAAGAUGGACAGUCCUCAAACAGCCUGGAAGAAGACUCUGAUGUAACGGCAUACUGGUGGGGGGAGUGGGCCAAGUGGACAGCCUGCACUCGCACCUGUGGAGGAGGGAUCAAGUUCCAAGAGCGGCACUGCCUCAAACAAAGCAGGAGGAAGACAGCUGUUGGAAAGGACAAUAUGACCUGCACUGGCACAUCCAAGAGGUAUCAUCUCUGUGACAUACAGGAAUGCCCCCCUUCAGGACGGAGUUUCAGAGAGGAGCAGUGUUCAUCUUUCAACUCCCAAGUGUACAAUGGCAGGAACUAUCAAUGGAAACCAUUGUAUCCAGAUGACUACGUGCACAUCUCCAGCAAGCCGUGUGAUCUGCACUGCACUACGGUGGACGGGCAGAGACAGCUGAUGGUGCCAGCGCGGGACGGGACGUCCUGCAAGUACAGUGACUACAGAGGGGUCUGCGUCAACGGCAGGUGUGAGCCCAUUGGAUGUGAUGGAGUGCUGUUCUCCUCCCACACACUGGACAAGUGUGGCGUGUGUCAGGGGAAUGGGAGCAGCUGCAUAAGGGUCACAGGGAACUUCAGGAAAGGAACGUCACAAUUGGGUUACUCCUUUAUAACUGAGAUCCCAGAGGGCUCCCGGGACAUCCAGAUCAUUGAGAGGAAGAAGUCUGCUGAUAUUUUGGCUGUCACAGAUCUGGCUGGGAGCUUCUUCUUCAAUGGAGACUACAAGGUCGACAGCCCCCAGAACUUCCACGCAGCCGGGACCAUUUUCAAGUACAGGAGACCCAUGGAUGUGUAUGAGACCGGCAUCGAGUACAUUGUCGCGCAAGGGCCUAUUGAUCAGGCGAUUAAUGUUCUGGUAUGGAAUCAGAAUGGCAGGAGCCCUUACAUCACUUAUGAGUACACUGUGCUAAGAGACCCUGGUUCUGCCGCCCUGCAGACCCUUCUCUACCCGGGAACUGAGAGUCGAGGCACAGGGGGCAAGACCAGAGGCCCCAUUUCCAUGGAGACCGACACCCUGCACCCACACAAUGGCAGCAUGCAUGCUAAAGCAGCAAAGGUUACAACUGGAAACGGAAACCAGGUGCUAGAGAAGUCCACAGCAGGGGGCGCUGUUGGGAGCAAAGGCCAGGAAACCAAUGAAGUUUAUGAAGAGACAGCUGCUAUAGACUGCGAGUUGGGGGUCCAGGCAAGGCAGCGGAAUACAAAGCUGAACGCCAGCAGACCGAACAGCGUGGGAGAUCACAUCUUCGCUUCUGUCGCAAUAGUCUCCAAGUCAACCUCAGAAGAACUGGUGCCGGAUUCUGAAAAUCUGAUUCGGAAUAGUCUGCUGGGGGGUGUGGUCGGCUCAGAGGAGCUGGUGGUGAACAUGACGACAAACCGGCUGUUUGCUAAGGGGGAGCCGCUCUACUCCACUGAGGUGGGCCGUCUGGACCCCGACUAUGACAGCAGCGAGCACACUGCCUCCCUCAGCUUGAACGGGACACUGCAGCUGGCUGUGACCCGGCGCACUAACGGUUCAGGAGGCUUUUUGUUUUCAAACCGAACGGGAAAUCCUGUCAGCAAUCGCACACACAAAGCCAGAAACCGUCUUAAGUUGCCGCGGAAAGGCCAGGGGAUGAGUGCGGCAGACAUGUACAGAUGGAAGCUGUCCUCACAGGAGCCCUGCAGCUCCACCUGUGCUAUAGGGGUGGCAGCUUCCUACGCCAUGUGUGUCCGAUAUGAUGGAACUGAGGUAGACGAGACAUACUGUGAUUCCCUGACCCGGCCAGAGCCUGUCCAUGACUUCUGUAUUGGGAGAGAAUGCCAGCCCAGGUGGGAGGCAAGCAGUUGGAGCGAGUGUUCGCGGACUUGUGGAGACGGCUUUCAGUUUCGGAUGGUGCGCUGCUGGAAGAUGCUGUCUCCGGGCCUGGACAGCUCGGUGUACAGUGAGCUGUGUGAGCAGGCAGAGCUGGAGCGGCCCUCCGAGCGUCGAGCCUGCAAGAACCCGGCCUGCGGGCCCCAGUGGGAGGUGGCAGAGUGGUCUGAGUGCCCUGCGAAGUGUGGGGAGAGAGGCACUGUGACCCGGGAAGUCAGGUGCUCAGAGGAUGAAGGGUCAUGUGAUGCGUCGAGUCGGCAGCCAGAUGCCAAAAACUGCACGGGGCCGCCUUGCGACCGGCAGUGGACUGUCUCUGAGUGGGGACCGUGCUCAGGCUCCUGUGGCCAGGGGAAGAUGAUCCGUCAUGUUUACUGUAAGACAGCAGAUGGCAGGGUGGUGCCAGAGUCCCAGUGCAGUCUGGAGAACAAGCCUCUGGCAAUCCAUCCCUGCGGGGAGAAGGACUGCCCCGCAAACUGGCUGGCACAGGACUGGGAGAGGUGCAACACCACCUGUGGGCGUGGAGUGAAGAAGCGUGUUGUUCUGUGCAUGGGGAUUGCGAAGGGCAAAACCAAACACCACGGAGCAGAGGACUGCGAUCUCACCAAAAAGCCUGCUGAGGAGAACACCUGCUUCGAGAGACCCUGCUUCAAGUGGUACACCACCCCCUGGUCUGAGUGCACGAAGACCUGUGGAGCAGGAGUGCGAUUGAGGGAUGUCAAGUGUUACCAGGGCAGGGAGAUAGUCAGAGGGUGCGACCCGCUCACAAAGCCUGUUGCCAAGCAAGCCUGUGACCUCCAGCCCUGUCCCACCAAACCACCAGAUGAGAACUGCCAGGACCAGCUCAGCACAAACUGCUCCUUGGCUCUGAAGGUGAAUCUGUGUGGGCACUGGUACUAUAGUAAGGCCUGUUGCCGGUCUUGUCGGGCCACGCUGUCUUAACACAGCCUGGGGGUAGGGGUGGGGGUGGAGUUGAGGUGAAGACUUCGUCUAUCCACCUAAAAUGGACCUCUCAUUGGGUGUGUUCAAAACGCUGCUGCACAAUGCCGGUAAACAGUUUUUGCUCUUGACGUGUUCAUCCAGCAUCCCCUCCAAAGGGUGACAACACUGAACGAGGCGUGAGGUCUGGAAUGUGGCAAUCACUUUACACACACCCUCACCAGCUGCAAGACCAGCCUGACCAGGUGCUCUUGUUCCUCCUGACUCCAGCUUAGUGGUGAGGGACUAUGGUGCUGACCUGGAGGGCUAAGGAACAGUGUGUUAAAUGGGUUUGCCGUCUACACCAAACUCUGAUCAUGUUGUCCCGAACUAAAAGGUGCCACUCAGCACUGAUGCUGAUGCAACUAAAGCCAGUAGUCACGAUCAAUAACUGCUACAUUUUAAUACUUCUGAUAAGUAUUUAGUAGCAGUGGAUAAAUAGUACAGCACAUUUACUAAUAUAUAAGUAAUUCAAGUAGUACUUGCAUACAAUAUAGUCUGGCUGGUACUAUGCAUGGUUUAUUAAGCAUCCCUCUAAGGGGAGCUUAUUUGUUUUUGUAAAUCCACCAUUUUUUCAACAGGACAUAUCUCAGACACCACUUGAGAUACAGACGCAUGUUUCAGGGAUACAUAAAGACAGAAUACUCGACAAAACCAUUGGUCUAAUGGCUGCCAUAUUGAGUUCAUGACUUCUAAGCAGUGUUAAUAAAAAAUUGCUGACAUUUUUGCCAAAUAAUUUAGGGGAUAUUUCACCAAAUAUUACAAGUCAUUGCAUAUUGUACAUUCAGUACUUAAUAUACUAUACAUAUGUUCUUAGGUACAAUUAAUGUACGCAGUAGAAAUGUACUAACUAAACAGAAAAGUAGUAGUACCCUUGGUAAGAGAUGAGUGGUUCUUUGUGCAUUUUUUGUUGCGACAUGGCCAGGGAGCAAGCAUGCACAUACAAACGUGUGUACUUUAAUAUUAAACAACGAUGUGCGAACACAUUAUUUCAAGUGUUAGCAUGGAAUGGGCUUUUUUCACAACACUUUAAGGAAUGUUUAAGGACAGUGUUUUGAAGUGUUUUUAAUGAAGUUAAAAACAUUCUAUAAGGUUGCUGUCAAACUUGAAUAAAACUAAUAAACUCACUGAAACAGUUGAUUUAAUUUAUCAAAAUGGGCUUUAAAAAAAGUCCUAAAGAAAACAUUCCUUAAAACAAGUUUUAUGAGUUUUAUGGUGUAAAUGAAUAUUGGUUCCCCCAAACAUUUGUGCCUCCCCUAUAUGCAUGUUUGUUAUUUAUCUUGUUUUUAUGCAAAUGAUGCCUGUAUAAUGCUAGUAAGUGUGAAAAACAUUUACAGGCUCUUAUGUAUUAUUGUAGGCGAGCCUGGACCUGUCAGAGGGGACUGGAUGGUACAAAUCCAAUAAUAGAAGAGCAGGGUUAAGAAUAUUGGGGAGGUGGAGAUAAGAUUCUGGCCCAGUUUAUAUUUCACAUUAUAACCUGACUCCAUCCUCAGUGUACUGUCCAAUCUGCAAUGAGACAAAAAUAUAUGUUUCAUGUUUUUUGUAUAAUUCCCAUUUAUAAAUCAUUUUCCCUACCUCCAAUAAUUCCUUUAUACUGUAGUAUUAUUCAUUCCCCGACAGUCCUCCAUUUGCCUACCAAUUUUUUUUUUCCAGUCCAAGGUUUAGCACAUGCUUUUACAGUCCAUUAAUUAGAUAAGCUUAUUAGCCUACAGUGUAUGUACUGCACUGAAGUUUUACAUAUGGAUAGAAGCUUUACAUACUCCACGCUUUUGACAUAAGUACUGACAGAUUUACUUGUGAAUUCAAGUCUGCAGUCAUACUGGUCACACAUAUAAGCAUCCAGGCAUCAUUCAAGUCUCUCAUUCCAAGGAUUUAGCUGAUUAAAUCAAAUAUAAAUGGAUAAACACACUAAGAUAGUAAAAGGCCGUAACUGCACCAUCCUGUGAUCCACAGCAGGGAUUUUGUUCCGCACCCCUCUCUCCUUCCACUGGGGGUGACAGCGAGCCAUAUGUGGGAAACACCGUCACCCAUAAACAAAGUGGCUUUUGGUUACUGCUGCUGGUUGGCCCUCUCAAAACGACAAUGUAUUGCAGGCUUGGAUAGGCACUCUACAAGAGACACUCUUAGAGCACUGUCUCUUCCAAUUAAAAACAGCCAUCAUCGCAAAAGCACUCUUUCCUUAUAACUGAAUCCCUGAGUGCACACCAAGGGCAUCUUCAUCCCACUGAACCCAGACACGAAUUUCAUUAGAUGUUUAUAGACAUUCCAUGCAAAAUAAAUGAUACAUCUUUAUGCUUGUCUAGACUUAAAUUGUUGUGUAUGUUAUUAAAUGUAGUUGCAAUUUCAAUGGUAUCCUAACCUUCUAUGUUUAUGUUUUAUGUGUA